Orbicella faveolata is the source of this 3879-nucleotide messenger RNA. RefSeq lists its product as uncharacterized. The record is from RefSeq and is a predicted model, not a curated record. Gene Ontology annotation, biological process: regulation of telomere maintenance via telomerase; telomere capping. Gene Ontology annotation, molecular function: G-rich strand telomeric DNA binding; telomerase inhibitor activity. Lineage: Eukaryota; Metazoa; Cnidaria; Anthozoa; Scleractinia; Merulinidae. Gene Ontology annotation, cellular component: nuclear telomere cap complex; chromosome, telomeric region.
AUCGAUCGUAUUCGUCAUAUACGAAGUUGUUUCGACCGUCAACGACAUUUGGCGGGAAACGGAAGCCAUCUUGAAGUAUUUUGAAGCCGUUGAAAUGCGUUUGCGUAUUUGAGAAAAAUGACUUUCUCAAUUGGAAAUGGACGCUAUUGCAAGCUUUUUCCUGGUAAUGCUCCACCGAGACGGGUGCUCAUUGAAGACCUCAGCGAGCCAGGAGUGCUGUCAAGUGCGUUCAUACAAGGGACUGUUGUUAAAGUCUAUCCCAUAAAAUGUUCAGAGAGAUUUGGCAAGCUCUGCAAGAUUUUGCUAAAGGAGGAUGUGGGAAAAUCAUCAAGAAAUUCUCAAUUGGCUGUGAUCAGUACUUUCCUGUUAGGAGAGCUGGCAGAUGAAGGUUCUAGAAUCUGUGAAGGUGACUGUGUGGUGCUAGCAGAAGUGAUUGUUGAAUGUUCUCCAACUGGUAAACACCAGUUCCAGCUUAUUGUGUGGAGACAAAAAUCACAAGCGUCAAUUUGGGUGAUUAAUAACAAAGGAAAGGUGAGGGCAAACACUACAGAAGGAGUGGCAACAACAUCAAUUGAUGAGAUAGAGAAGGCGGAAAUUACAACAAACAACAAACAAACUGCUGACAACUACAUGUAUGAUUUUAGUUCUGACUCAGAUGAAGACCUCUUUGCGUCUUGUGAAAAUGACUUCUCAAAGUCAACAUCCAAAGAUGGAAAAGAAAUCAUUCAGCAAACAAAGCAAAAGGUCUUUGAAAAGAGGAAAGGAAAAUUUCACCUCGGGCCUAGAGGAGUCACACCAUCAACCUCACAUGUAGAAAGAAGUUUUAGUAAUUUGGCUGUCCUACUUGACAAGGGAGAAGCAAAAAUGGCGAUGAAAACUGCGAAUGUUCACUCAAAGGGCAAGUCAAGAAAGGAGAGCUAUGAUUCUUGGAAAAAUAUCAGCCCUGAGACAUAUACAGACACAACAAUUGUGCCGAAUGCUAGUGUACCAAAUGCAGGUUCACGAAAUGCAGGUACACCGUAUUCAGGGACACCAAAUGCAGUUACACGAAAUGUGGGUACACGUACACCAAAUGCAAGUACACCAUAUGAAGGUACAUCAAAUGCAGGUGUACCAAAUGCUCGUUCACCAAACGCUGGUACACCAAAUUCACAGAGACCAAAUGCAGGCACAACAAGUGUAGGUGUUGGGAAUGUAAAUGCAAGCCAUGAAUCACCUGCUUCCAAUCACAUAGCAAGCAUAGCUGUUGAGGCAAGUGGGCAAUCACUGACCAUGUCUCAAAAGUCCGGCCCAGGAAGAGGAACUGGAUCUCUAAACCUUGGCAUACAAAGUACUAGCCCCAAUAAACAGUCCAAUGCACAAUUUCCUCGCAUUGAGUUGACACCCUCCAGGGUGUCGACGGUGUCGACAAGAAUCUGGAAUGGUGGUCCCUCAGCGGGACAAGUGAGAGACAAAUCUCAGAUGUCUGCUGUUUCCAAUGAUUUGCCACAGCUUGGGGCUACACUGGCUGGCUGUUCAUCAUCAAAAAUUUGUGAGGAGGAUAAUAGUCUCAAGAUAGGUGAUUUCCAAGACAAGCCUAGCGAAGAGUCUGUCAUGCCAGAUUUUGAACAAGAGGAACAUGUGUUUACGUCAGCCCGUAGGAUGUCAGUUUCAUCUGAAAUUCACCAUGGAAGUCCCGCUAAAGGAAUGACUGAAAGAAACUCUGGGACUCAUCAUUUGAAAAUUAUAGAUGAGGAUUUAGGAGCUUCGUCUAGUAGAAGGACUUUGAUUCCAGAUGACUACACUCCGGCAUCAAGUCUUUUGGCAAACCAGGACUCUACUGAGAGAGGUGUCAAGAGAUCCCCCGUUCACUUGUCGCUUGAUCCCAAACGUCUGAAAACGUCCGCAGUCCCUUCGCAUCAAGUACCGUUGCCUGACCGAGCUGACAAUACGUUUAGUGAUCGUAGCAGAAAUAGAUCGUCCCGCGCGGGAGCAGAUUAUACCGUGCCGCCCGGUUACACUACCCUCGCUAAUCUACAAGCUGAUACCACGGUGAAUGUGUAUGGCGUUGUCAAACUGUUUAAGCCGGCGUGGAAGUGUCGAGGCACUGAUAUGUGUUCUGUGCUGAUGCUGAUGGAUCCGACCGUCGCUGAAUCCAGCACUGGUCUUGAGUGUGUGUUAUUCCAGCCUAGCGUCUCCCGCCUCCCGGCUGCACACAAGAUCGGAGACAUCGUCCGCCUCCACCGCAUCAAGAUAUCGCAGUACCAGGGGCGGCUUCAAGCCAAGUCUACGCGAGGAUUUGCAGCGAUUGUGUUCGACAGGGAGACCGAGUUGCCGGUGACCGCAGAGAUGGCUCGCGUGUCCAGCUCCACUUUUACCCUGACACAAAGCGAUAAAGAAACCGUGGAAAGUUUGAAAAAUUGGUGCGACGUUCAACCCGUUUUGUUUCCUCCGGGUAACUCAAUUACCCUGUCCCAAAUCAACCCGGACUCUUACUUCGACUUAACUUGCCAGGUUCUUGGCAUCGCGUUGCACCGUACGCUGGAUUGCGUGGUUCUUUACGUGACAGAUGGCACCCAGCCUGUACACGACCUUCGCAAGUGCACAGGCGACGAGUACAACGUGGUCGAACCUCCAUGCAAUCGCUCAAGCCAUGACGACGAUGUAACCUCUGUGUUCUUGUACGGAUCGCACUCUGAAGUGGCCCGCCUGUUGGUGAGGAAGGGUGGAUAUGUCAUCCUCCACAAUGUACAUUCUCAGGUGCUGAAACCGGGCGGGUCUGCUAGCAGCGUACUGGAUGUCGUCAAGCCUUAUCUAGAGUUGUGCGUGCACAGGGGUACAGCUUUUGGGCGCGGUAUCUCUGUUCUGUCCGCCGACUCACCGGAAGUGAACCAGCUGAAAAGGCAACAGAACUUAUGAUUUACUACGACCUAUCCAUGAACGUGGCUCAAUUUCCGCUCUCACGUUGAUUUUUGUGUUUAAAUGUUGUUUUGAUAUAAACGAAUGUACCUGAAAGGUGCCAGUCCGGAAAAUGUUCCUGUUAUUUCAGCUAAAUAAAAUGAUGAUGAUGAUGAGCUGGCAGAAAUAAAAUUGCGUGAAUAAUUUUUUUUUUCUUUAGCAGGUAGCAGGUUCUUAUUCAGUUAUCAGGAUUCGUACGGGUCCUGGAAAACCUGGAAAGUCCUGGAAUUUUGUUGUGGCAUUUUCCAGGACUGGAAAGGUCUGGAAAUCUGUUAAACUCGAGUAAAAAAUUUGAAAUGUAUGGCAGACAGUAAGGAGAAUUAGCAUUGAGAUCUUGGAAGUGAAAGGAUUAAUAUGAAUUUUAGAGUCCUGGAAAAAUCAAUCUGAGUCCUGGAAAAGUCCUGGAAAUUUGUUUCUGAAAAAGGGUACGAACCCUGUCUUAUUCUCUUUUCAAAGUUCGUGCACAAUCCUGUUCAAGGAAGAGAGAGGUGGCCUUGAAAGGGCCGUGUGAGUAAGGUGUUGAUAUUCGUUAUCAUGUGGAAUGGCUUUUCUAUAAAAGCUGUAUAAGCAACUAGAAAUCUAUGUUGAAUAUCCAUGAACGAAGGGAAUGUUAAUUGGAGCAACUGCAAGAAAAAACAAAAACAAAAACAAAAACAAAACAAAACUAGCCUGCGAAUACAGCCGCCUCUCAUUCGCGUCUCAUUGGCGGGAGCGAAUGAGAGGCGGCUGUAUUCGCUGGCUAAAGGAAAACAAACGAAACAAUGAGACUAGCUCCUACUUCCCUCUAAUUGUCGAAAAUUCAUGUUCUGGGAAAUUCUGGGUUUUGUAAUGGAGAUGCUGCAUGUGAUCUUGGAAACGGGGAAUUUUCGCUCCAGUCAACAAAUCCCCGGACAUUUGACUAGCUUGAUCUGCUCUUUCAUACUCCGCCCACUCCCCCCCCCA